UGUUGUGCACCUUGAUGUAUCCAACCUCAAAUCUUUGAAUGAAAAGAAAAGUACUGGUUGUACAAAAGUGUCCAAAAAACCGAAUAAGACAAGAUCGGUUGACGUUAAACACCUCAAUAAGAGAAAAGAAAUAGUGAAAAGAGAAAUUGAUUCUAUAAAAGCUUUUUCGCGACAUUGACAUGAGAGAGAAUCCAUCACGAAUUAUCUAAUCGUUCGCCAACUAGCUUUUCAUGAUGAGUGUGUUGACGCAGAGGCUGAACCGUUUACGGUGUACGUAUUCGGUGCUGUUGAGAUUAUAUGACAAGGGUAGCUACGUUCAGCAGAUGAUCGCAUCAUCGGAGCGUGGAUUCAGUAAUCAUUUGACGUGCACGUCAUACAUAUAUCACGUGGCGCGCAAACCGCAUCAACGUCGAGAAUUCGCGGUACUCUCCACCGAUCAGCAGGUCGAUCGUCAACGGACCCCCAAUGGCAGCGAAAAACCUAAGUCUCAAAAAAAGACGGAAAAUGAAUACGCUCAUAGUUUCUUUCUUAAUUCGGUCAAUUACUCGAUGACUGUGAUGAAGCCGAUCAGGACGUACUCUCAUGUCACGAACGAAGAGGCUCUGGGACUUCUGAAGCAGAAUUGGAGUCUGAUGACGAGCGAAGAGAUAUUGUCAGCCAUUAAAAAAUUAUCCUAUAACAUUUGUUGUAACAAAGAUGAUUGUAUCAGUCCGAUCAAAUACAUAAAUGCUUUCAAUACGUUGGAUAUAGAGAAACUGAAUGAUAAUGAUCUUAUGGCAAUAAUGCGGUACCUGGUACCAUUUCAGAGUUUCCUAAAUCAUGGUUUCUACAACAGCUUUUGCGAACGUUUGGACAAAGAAUGCGUGAAGCGCUUUGUACAGCUAAACAUCAAUGAAAUGCUGUUACUUUGCGAUGUGAUGUAUCAGAUAAUGCGUUACAAAAAAUCUGAAUAUAUAUGGUACUGUAUGAGAAAAUUAGGUAACAAACCUCAAAAGCUCACUUCUAAACAACUGGUGCAGGUCUUAUUUUUUCUGAAUUUAUGCCGGAAAACACCUAUAAACAUGUAUGAGCUUGAAUAUCAAUUGGAGCGGUGCAUAAACGAGUUGUCAAUCAAUGAGCUGGCGAUAGCAGCGUUAGGUUUUUUCAAAACUGGCACGCGAAUUAGAAACAUCAUUUUUCUAGAAGAAAUCAUGAAAAAAACCAUUGCUGAAUUAGAUGCUAUAGACAGCGUUAGUAUUGGUGGAAUUACAAAAUUGAUACGAUAUAGUAUGCAGCUCCAGACAAUUCCUACAUUUCAGAAAUUGCUGAAGCUUCUGCCACAGUAUGUGCCACGUUUUACGCUGAUGUCUCUGAUACACAUCGUGCAUGCAGCGGCGAAAGUCGCAUUAUAUGAUGAGGAUCUCAUAAAUGAAAUAAUCAAAAGGUUCAAUAAUGAAAUAGAAACUGCAAGACUAAAGGAUAUCGAGAGAUUAAUUUUUUCGCUCUCUACUUUUAACAUUGAUCCGAACAACAGUAUCUAUUCAAACGUGAUAGAAGAACUCAGGGCUACCUGGGACACGAGUCGAGCUCAUGAGAUAUCAGAGCAUCCACAAGUAGCUUCAUGUAUUCUAGGAUAUCUGGCUAUAUUAAAUAUAUAUCCUACGGAUUUAAUUGAACGUGUUAUGGCUCCCAGUUAUCUUCAUAAGAUAUGUAAAGGCAAUUACAUUGAACUCUCACGUGAAUAUUCCGUACUAGAUUACAGUCUCCGGCUGGAAGUACCUGAAUACAACGGACCAUUUCUUAAGUCUUCUUUAUGUAGCUUUCUAGACAAGAAAUAUUUCAAGGAAUAUUCUCACGGACCGGAAUCGAGUCGGAGGAAACGGCUUUCUACGGAUGUGCUUCAAACAUGUCAGGAGUUGUUUAAUACUACAUCGGAUAUAUCAGUUAUCCGAUUAUUGCCGCACUACGCAACGCCGGAUAUCGUCUUCUGUUUAGAUGAACAGAAUCAGCUUGUACCAUCGGAAAAAUACCUAUCACAGUUUCCCUCAAGUGAUAUUAUACAUGUGAAUGAGAAAGCCCCGGAGAACGUCAGAUGGAUUGCUCUUGUCAUGGCUCCUCAUGGACUUUUAAUAAGAAAUAAUAAUUUACCCACUGGACUUUUAGCUGCAAAACUAAGACAGCUUCCCAUAAUUGGAUAUACUCCUAUUAUGAUAUCAUACAUUCUUUGGGAGAAAUGUACAUCACCACAGGAAAAGUGUGAUUAUAUAAAAGAACUUGUAUUUAGGACUAACGAAAAAUUGUCCAAUAAAUAAUAUCAAGAUUU
This is a messenger RNA of Camponotus floridanus (Florida carpenter ant), 2302 nucleotides long. RefSeq lists its product as uncharacterized. Lineage: Eukaryota; Metazoa; Arthropoda; Insecta; Hymenoptera; Formicidae. The coding region runs from base 231 to 2291 and encodes 686 amino acids. The record is from RefSeq and is a predicted model, not a curated record. The transcript has 7 exons.